Spirometra erinaceieuropaei is the source of this 328-nucleotide messenger RNA. The record is from the annotation of a GenBank genome assembly. Lineage: Eukaryota; Metazoa; Platyhelminthes; Cestoda; Diphyllobothriidea; Diphyllobothriidae.
AUGUCUCCUGAGCCAUUCUUCGACUUCCUACCAGACGAAUUGGCCCAUUGUCUUUUGAGUACAUUGAUCCUUUCAGUGGGGACUUUACCUGAGCGAGCUUAUGAAGACCCUGUUUCCUUCCAACCGCAUGAGGAUGCUACUGUUAGUCUAAUUAACUAUCAGAAUUCCUCUUUUCUAACAACAGAGCCCCGAUGUAGGUCUAAAGAUUACCGUGUCUGCCAAAAUUUUUUCCAAUGCCAAGCUGACGAUGCUAGCCAAGCCUGGACACAAAGUUAGAUAUUGCGAUGCCGCUUCCCCAAAAACAUCCACCUGCUUCGGCAUUCGAUAG